AUGUGCCAAUACCGUCUUUUCCCUGCCCGACAAAAUAUCACCUGGAGGCAUUCUCCAAACACUGACAAUGUCAUCACCCGACAGAGAGACUGCAGAGACGCCCUCAUCACACGCUCCUUCCCCGUAUAUCCAACGACUGCUGGACGGACCAUCGAUUGCUUAGUGUCCAAAAUCGACAUCCGAACACGCAGACAUCUACGCGGAAAACACCCGGUGACAAGGAAAUUUGACACGCAAAACUUGACUGAUCCAAACGUGGCCAGGAAUACGCAUCGACAAUUGAGCGUCAUACGAACCUCUGCGCAACAAAUCACUGAAGAGUGGAUAUCCCUCCGGCAGAACACGAAACAUGACGGUACCUGCCCAUCGGGUUGCGCCUUGGGAUGGACUGGAAGACUGUGUAAAACCAAAGAUGAAUGUAGACACGGAUAUUAUGGCCCGAACUGCAAUUUUGAAUGUGGACAUUGUCUAAACAAUGAACAAUGCAGGAAACAUGACGGUACCUGCCCAUCGGGUUGCGCCUUGGGAUGGACUGGAAGACUGUGUAAAACCAAAGAUGAAUGUCGACACGGAUUUUAUGGCCGGGACUGUACAUUGGAAUGUGGACAUUGCAGGAAUAACAAACAAUGCAGAAAAUAUGACGGUACCUGUCCAUCGGGUUGCGCUGACGGAUGGUCUGGGAAACUGUGUAAAACUAAUUUAUGCCCAGAUCAUGGACAAGACAUGUUAUAUUCAAUCAAUAACUUUUGCUAUUAUGUCUUUAAUAAUGGAUCUAAUUACAACACUGCUAACAACGCAUGUUGCCAACUUGAAGGGCAUCUACUUUGGUUGCAAUCUAGUGACGAUUAUGAAUUUGCAGUGAACAAAAUUGAUCGUAAAUUAAUGCCAGUUUGGAUUGGAGCAGUACGAAAUCGCUUCCAUCGUUACGCAUGGACAUAUUGUGGCGAACCACAAAUUCUCGUAAAUAGUAGGUAUUGGGCUGAGGCACACCCCCAAAUACAGAACACACAUGCUAUGUUUUAUGGGGAAAAGGCAGUCAGUACCUGUGCGGUAGAUAUCCACCUACCAUAUGUCUGUCAAGGUAUGUAUUCUCAUCUUUUUUUUAUUGUCUUUAAAUAA
Molecule: messenger RNA, 1119 nt
Organism: Acanthosepion pharaonis
Lineage: Eukaryota; Metazoa; Mollusca; Cephalopoda; Sepiida; Sepiidae
Source: the annotation of a GenBank genome assembly